Molecule: messenger RNA, 747 nt
Organism: Styela clava
Lineage: Eukaryota; Metazoa; Chordata; Ascidiacea; Stolidobranchia; Styelidae
Source: RefSeq, a predicted model, not a curated record
UCAGACUUCUCCAUACGUUUAAUUUUUCAUAUAGCUGUGUUAGGUUACGUUGCCAUAAAUAUAUUGACGAGAAAUAACAUGGCAAGAAAAUAUCCAUCAGAUCGCCUCGAAGACGUAUUUCAGGAAGAGAUCGUCCAAGCCUUUUCUAAAAUCGUCAAUUUUAAAAGAUUCGCUCGUUCCAGCGCUGGGCUGUGUUUGGAUCAACACGAGAUUGAUCACAUCGUCGAAGACCAUGGAGAAUCGGCUGAAGAGCAAAAAAUGCAAAUGCUGAUGAAGUGGCAGCAAAAUUUCGGUUCUGCGGCAACAGUUACAAAAAUUCGAGCUAUCGUUCGUGGAUACAAAGCCGGCGAUUCGAACAAAGAAUAUAUCAAUGUCGACGGAGUGUACAGAGCAUUCGGUAAUCGGCCAUUGUGUGGGAGAAGACAUGUUUAUCGUGGAGAGCAGAUGAGCGAGGUAACUCCCAGACCUGUGGCGAUCAAAUUCCUCGAUUUCAACGAACGUAACCUGCAGGAGGCCAAGGUUCUUCUGAAGCUGGCUCUUCAUCCAAAUGUUGUUUCCCUCAUUCAUUCCGACGUGUAUUACGAUGAUACAUUCGGUAAAAGAAUGUUCAUUGUUAUGGAACUUUGCGACGGGGGAAAUCUCACUGAUUUCCUACAAAAUCGAGAAAAAAUGCGCGUUCCAUUUGACGACAACCUGGCGAUAUCGUUCGCACAGCAGUUGCUCCAGGGGUAUCGCGCGCGCUGGUAG